AUGUUUGGGAUUCAAGAUACGCUAGGAAGAGGACCAGCUCUGAAAGAAAAGUCGCUGGGCGCCGAGAUGGAUUCGGUCAGGUCCUGGGUCCGGAAUGUCGGCGUGGUGGACGCCAAUGUCGCGGCUCAGAGCGGAGUGGCCCUGUCCCGGGCCCACUUUGAAAAGCAACCUCCCUCUAACUUGAGGAAAUCCAACUUCUUUCAUUUUGUCCUGGCGCUCUACGACAGGCAGGGACAGCCGGUGGAGAUCGAGCGCACGGCCUUCGUGGACUUUGUGGAGAACGACAAAGAACAAGGCAAUGAGAAGACCAAUAAUGGCACCCAUUACAAGUUACAGCUCCUUUACAGCAACGGUGUCCGUACAGAACAAGAUCUCUACGUCAGGCUCAUUGACUCAGUCACCAAGCAGCCCAUAGCCUAUGAGGGGCAGAAUAAGAACCCAGAAAUGUGCCGGGUCCUGCUGACACAUGAGGUGAUGUGCAGCCGAUGCUGCGAGAAGAAGAGCUGCGGGAAUCGGAAUGAGACUCCAUCAGACCCUGUCAUCAUCGACAGAUUCUUUUUAAAAUUUUUCCUGAAGUGCAAUCAGAAUUGUUUGAAAACAGCAGGAAACCCAAGGGACAUGAGACGGUUCCAGGUCGUGUUGUCAACAACGGUAAAUGUAGACGGGCAUGUGCUGGCUGUGUCUGACAACAUGUUUGUACAUAACAACUCUAAGCACGGAAGGAGAGCAAGAAGGCUUGACCCGUCAGAAGCUACACCCUGCAUCAAAGCCAUCAGCCCAAGUGAAGGCUGGACCACAGGAGGAGCCAUGGUCAUCAUCAUUGGUGACAACUUCUUUGAUGGUCUCCAAGUUGUGUUUGGUACCAUGCUUGUAUGGAGUGAGCUUAUAACCCCCCACGCCAUCAGGGUGCAGACCCCUCCCCGGCACAUCCCUGGAGUUGUGGAGGUGACUCUCUCUUACAAAUCCAAACAGUUCUGCAAAGGAGCCCCGGGAAGGUUCAUUUACACAGCCUUAAAUGAACCCACUAUAGACUAUGGCUUCCAGAGACUGCAGAAAGUUAUCCCAAGGCACCCAGGGGACCCCGAGAGGUUAGCCAAGGAAAUGCUAUUGAAAAGAGCCGCGGACCUAGUGGAAGCCCUGUAUGGCACCCCCCACAAUAACCAGGACAUCAUUUUAAAGCGUGCUGCAGACAUUGCAGAAGCCCUGUACAGUGUCCCCAGGAACCCCAGUCAGAUUCCAGCUCUCUCCAGCUCCCCAGCUCACAGUGGUAUGAUGGGGAUCAACUCUUAUGGCAGCCAGCUCGGAGUCAGCAUCUCAGAGUCCACACAAGGAAAUAACCAAGUUGGAUACAUUCGCAACACAAGCAGCAUCUCCCCGCGGGGAUACUCCUCCAGCUCCACGCCUCAGCAAUCUAAUUACAGCACCUCCAGUAACAGCAUGAACGGCUACAGCAAUGUUCCUAUGGCCAACCUGGGUGUGCCAGGAUCACCAGGAUUUCUGAAUGGCUCACCCACAGGCUCUCCAUACGGAAUCAUGUCCUCAAGCCCCACCGUCGGAUCCUCCAGCACGUCCUCCAUCCUCCCGUUUUCCUCUUCAGUUUUUCCUGCUGUCAAGCAGAAGAGUGCCUUUGCCCCUGUCAUCAGGCCCCAAGGCUCCCCUUCGCCCGCCUGCUCCAGUGGCAAUGGGAAUGGAUUCAGAGCCAUGACAGGGCUUGUUGUACCCCCAAUGUAA
This is a messenger RNA of Arvicola amphibius (Eurasian water vole), 1731 nucleotides long. It is a transcript of the gene Ebf2, whose product is annotated as EBF transcription factor 2. Gene Ontology annotation, molecular function: RNA polymerase II cis-regulatory region sequence-specific DNA binding; DNA-binding transcription factor activity, RNA polymerase II-specific. The transcript is spliced from 17 exons. Bases 1 to 1731 code for a protein of 576 amino acids. Gene Ontology annotation, biological process: regulation of transcription by RNA polymerase II. Lineage: Eukaryota; Metazoa; Chordata; Mammalia; Rodentia; Cricetidae. The record is from RefSeq and is a predicted model, not a curated record.